AUGCCAAGAAUAUCGUCGCAUUCAAGCCUUGCCCCAUCACGUCGGCCAAGGUUGCAAAGGUUGCAACAUCGCUUCCGUCCAAAUGAGAGUAAUUUUCCAUCAAGCACUCGAUGGCUUGCGUCACACGUUGAUGCGGCUCAUUCUGCUGCUGAACCUUGGAGGCCUCGACUUCGACAAGCUUGGAAAUCGCCUCACCAAUCACAGCACCAGCAGAUCGCUUGUCGCGCUUGUGAGGAUUCACCUUUUGUUUUUUUGGUGGAGGAGGAGUGGCUUCAUUCGAGCUGGCGUCUGAUUCGUCGUUGUCUUCCGAAAGUGCAGCACACCGCUGAACAAUUCGAGCUGGUUGUGGUGUCCCAAUCGCUUUGUUGGAGUCAUCCGCGGGAGCAGUGCUGGGUCCUUCCAUUCCUGGGGGCGCUGUCGAAAACCGACCGUCGGCGUAGGAACCCUCCAACAGUGCUGCCAGGCAAUGAAAUUGAGGGAACGGUGUGA
Messenger RNA from Aphanomyces astaci, 489 nucleotides. RefSeq lists its product as hypothetical. The transcript has a single exon. Bases 1 to 489 code for a protein of 162 amino acids. The record is from RefSeq and is a predicted model, not a curated record. Lineage: Eukaryota; Oomycota; Saprolegniomycetes; Saprolegniales; Verrucalvaceae.